CCACCACCACCAUCAUCACCCCCGUCGUACAGGCUACGUGACUACGUCAGUCCAAAGGCCCCAUAACCUAAAUCACCACAAAUCCGGGGAACCAGGCGUGUGUGCCUGACUACUUACCGACUAGGUCCACCGCGAUCAUGUCGGAAGUUCGUCGGCGACGGAGAGCCUCCUCGUCGCCCUCCUUAUCAAGCGUGGAAUCCUCCGACUCGGACCUGAGGCCGCCCUCCCCGGCCGCCUCGCGCUUCUCCGCCCUCCUCUCCACUCCGCCAUCCGUCUUUCGCGUCUUCCUCCUCCUCGUCUCCUUCCGUCUCCUGAACGCAUUGACCGUCCGAACUUUCUUCCAGCCCGAUGAAUUCUUCCAGUCUCUCGAGCCGGCCUGGCAGGCGGCCUUUGGAGACACCCAUGCCCCUUGGAUCACUUGGGAAUGGCGCCACCAAUUGAGAUCCUCCCUUCAUCCUCUUCUCUUUACCGCUGUUUACUCCACCGCCGACCUGUUCGCUCGCCUUCUCCGCCUUUCCCCCGCAUGGCAAGCGGAGCUUCUCAUUGCUGGCCCUAAAAUAGUGCAGGCCAUUAUCGCGGCCGUCGGGGACUUUUAUACUUGGCGAUUGGCUUGUUAUGUGUAUAAUCCAUUGUCCCAGGAGGCCUGGGCUGCGCUGGCUUUGACCGUUGUCAGUCCCUGGCAAUGGUUUUGCUCCACCAGGACCCUGUCGAACUGUCUUGAGACCUCCCUCACUGUCACUGCCCUUUGUCAGUGGCCGUGGGAAUGGUCGCUAGGUCCCUUGAGUACACCUGGGUCGGACGAAUCCACACUGAUACUCGGGGUUAAAGCCCAAACAAACGAGGUGCAACCUGACGGUCAUGUCCUUACCAGGCUCCGACGAUGCCUUUUGCUCGCGGCUGUAGCGUGUAUACUGCGUCCCACCAACAUCCUGAUUUGGAUGGCCCUUGCUGGCCUGAUGUUGUACCGGAACAACUGGCCACGACGGGUUAUGCUUGUCCGUGAAGCUUUACUUUGUAGUUCAGUUGUCCUAGCCGUAUCGGCUACAGCAGAUCGGUUCUUCUACGGGUUUUGGACUUUUCCACCUUUCCGGUUCCUAUACUUCAAUCUUGCGCAAUCGUUAGCUGUCUUCUACGGGCGAAACGACUGGCACUACUAUGUGUCACAGGGCCUUCCUCUUCUCCUUACCACGGCCCUACCGUUCACCAUCAUAGGCUUGCAUCGCUCGUUGGUCCAACCGACCGCGGCUGGAUUCAAUGAGUUACAAGCCUCAGUGCAAGUUCAGCUUGCAUCCGUGUGUCUUAUCAUGCCUCUGGCGCUUUCCUUCAUUUCUCACAAGGAAGUUCGGUUUAUCUAUCCGUUACUACCGUCGCUACACGUACUUACUGCUCCUAUUCUGGUAAAAUUCUUUGGUCCCGCAGUGAACAGGGGAAGCGCAAGAUACAUCCCUAGGCGCCUUAUCUUGCUAUUCUUGCUUCUAGUGAACGCCGUCAUUGCGUUCUACACGACCUUUAUCCAUGCAUCCGGUCCAUUGACCGUGCUGUCAUAUCUCCGAGACCAGCGACUGAUCCACGGUUCCAGCAACAUGACCGAUUCUACCCAGCCCGGGAUCACAGCGGGGUUUCUCAUGCCCUGCCAUAGUACUCCGUGGCGCUCUCACUUGGUUUAUCCGACCAUCAACGCCUGGGCACUUUCUUGUGAGCCUCCUGUUGGGUUCAACGCCUCCGAGAAAGCGGAGUACUUGGAUGAGGCGGACCAGUUCUACGCCGAUCCUGACAAGUUUCUGCGCGCGAAUAUGGUUGGCGGACUGCGUCGAUUCCCGCGGCGGCCAACUUACAACGACUACCGGAGACCUCGGCAGUUGCCCACGCAGUACCAAUCCACCACCCCGCAUGAAUGGCCUGAUUAUCUCGUCUUCUUCGCUCAGUUGGAGCCCACGCUGCGGAGUCUUCUCCGUUUCUCCCCGUACAAGGAAUGCUACCGCACUUGGAACACCGCCUGGCACGACGAUUGGCGCCGCCAGGGCGACAUAGUUGUCUGGUGCGUGGAUCCGCAGGAACAGGGUUCAGAAUUGCAGCGGCAACGCGAGAGCCGGGAUCGCCGCUUCGACCACAUCAUGCAAAGUAUCAAGGAUUCCGUGCCUGGCGCGCGUAGACAAUCCUCAGCACGCCCAUGGACAUCAAUAUUCUCUGCUCAAUCGCGGUCCUGGUCCUGGUCCUGGCCAUGGCAACAUCGCAGACGUACAACCAUCUUCGGGAUCGAGUUGCCUACCUGGAUGACACCGUCUUCGAAGCCUUCGAAAAGGUUGUCGUCAUGGAAGCUUCCCAGCUGGGAAGAAUGGAACAGGAGGUUGAACGAUCGAGCAAACUGGGCUUGAUUUACCUUUCACAUAUAUAAAAUUUUCUUUAGGAUACAACCCAUUCUUCUUGUCUGUAUAUUUGACUACAUACCUCAAAUACCCUGUUCAUACGCAACAAUAUGGUCAUACGGGGGUUGUUACGUUAGAUUUCAAAACCAAAACACCAUUGUUUUUAUCCGGUGAUCCAAAACUAUAUCCAACGAAGUCUAUGCAAC
Aspergillus sclerotioniger CBS 115572 is the source of this 2572-nucleotide messenger RNA. RefSeq names its product putative glycosylphosphatidylinositol-alpha 1,2 mannosyltransferase (gene gpi10). NCBI's taxonomy places the organism in Eukaryota, Fungi, Ascomycota, Eurotiomycetes, Eurotiales, Aspergillaceae. The coding region runs from base 138 to 2375 and encodes 745 amino acids. The record is from RefSeq and is a predicted model, not a curated record. The transcript is spliced from 5 exons. Gene Ontology annotation, molecular function: alpha-1,2-mannosyltransferase activity. Gene Ontology annotation, cellular component: endoplasmic reticulum membrane. Gene Ontology annotation, biological process: GPI anchor biosynthetic process.